Molecule: messenger RNA, 2589 nt
Organism: Fusarium keratoplasticum
Lineage: Eukaryota; Fungi; Ascomycota; Sordariomycetes; Hypocreales; Nectriaceae
Exons: 3
Coding region: 1-2589 (862 amino acids)
Biological process (GO): lipid metabolic process
Molecular function (GO): phosphoric diester hydrolase activity
Source: RefSeq, a predicted model, not a curated record
AUGGCCACUCACUCAGUUCUUGUCGAUCCCGUCAAAAUCUGGGCGGAGUCCCCUGCAUCUGAUGCCAUCGCCCGUAAACCCGGAUGGAGUGACUGUAUACCCGUACGCGGUGGCUGGAUGCGGCGAAGGCCGAGGGUUCCAGGCCUGAAUGACCACUGGGGCAAGUGGUAUCUGAAUCGAAGUUAUAACCAACACUUUAGGUUCAACCCGGUGUCAAACGGAACGCAUAUGGAGACAGCUACAGAGGAGUUACAGUUUCACUGGAACGACAGGAACCCGGCCAGCGUCACGUCGCGGGAUUGUGAUGCAGGGCGAACCAGCGCUACUGAAUCGCCGCAUAGUCAUUCCGAACGGGUCAUUAGGAAGACCGGAGACCAAGGCUUGACAAUGGUUGAUGAAGCCGAUGACUUGAGCGUGUUCGAUCCGUAUGAAAGGCGACAGCAGGCAGUGGAAAUCGAGCGAAGUGGUAUGGAAGCUGAGUGUGGCGAGAGGUAUUCCGAAGUAUCAACGGCUGCUCUAUCUGAGCUCAACCCGAAGCACCGCAACAUUACACGGUAUCAUAAAUUCAAAGGCCAGCACCACCGAACUUCCUCCGCCAUCACCUCGGACAAGUCCGCGUUAGCCUCAUUUUCCGGUGUGUCUGCCUCUGUCGCUUCGACCUCCGACCACGUUGUGACGACGUCAAGCUCAGCUACCGAAACGGCAACCACAGUAGCCACAUGGAUUUUUGGCACAAUUAUGGCCGGGGUUGGCGUAGGGACCAUGCGUGCCACACAAAAGACUGCCGACGCGGGCACGAGAAGUGCUGUUGCUGGCGAGAGUUCGGCUCUCUCCAGCAGGAAAAGUGCCGCGGCGGCUGAAGAGUCAGCGCGAGCAGCGACAAAGAGUGCCCAGGCGGCUGAGAAUGGUGUUGCGGUUAUGCAGAAGCAACUCGAGGUCAUGAUCCAGGACAAACAUGGACCUCCUCCUGCAGGAAACAGCAGCGUUGGCCCUCCCACAGAUAACAGCGACUCCGGGACAGGGUCUGUAGAGGCGAGAAGUCCGGAUGUAGAGAUACCCCGAGAAGAACAAAGAGCACGAAGCGUGCCGACAGCGACACCUCCUGCUCCCGGUGCUGCGUUGACAUCUGCGCCGAUGACCGCUUCGCAAGAGGGAGUACCAACAGGAGGAUCCCCAAAACAGAUCGAUCCAGCCCAAGCCCCAGAAGUGACGGAGAAUUCGGCUACGAGCAAAAGACGAGCAGUCCCCAUCAAGGCGACUCCAUCGGCCAGAAUGUUAACAACUUCAUCUGCUGGAACAACAACAGCCAACAUAUCUUCGCCCCAGGGUCCGACCUUGGAACCCGGCGAGCCAUCUGUCAAUCAAAGUCCUCCGAAGCAAGUUCCCAACAUUAGAACCAGCGCGAUAACGCUCCCGAAUGAGACGAUUCGUCGGAAGGAGGGCUCUAUGUCUUCUAACAAUGAUUCUAUUCUCCCAGUCGAUAAUAGUCGGAAAGGCGGCCACGAGCGUCGACCUUUGGGAAAGACAUUUCGGUGUCAUUUUCAAAAGAAUUUUAUGAAAUACAUUGUUGGCCUCUUGGUUUUUGGUCUCGUUGGCGAAUCCGUCUACAUCUACCGCCUCGAUAUGGGGUUGACCCGCAUACCCAACGAUCCGUACGACCUGUGGUUUGGACAAGACAUUAGCCACAAUAGCCCAGGAAUCUGGGAUGCCGACCGGCAGUCCUUUCUCCGUCAUACUCGUCCUGUGCCAGUCCACUCGCACAAUGACUACGAGCGCCGAAUUCCUCUCUUCGAAGCACUUGGCUCCGGAUGCAUCAGUGUUGAAGCCGACGUACAUUUGCGCGGUUCUAGUCUUCUCGUUGGGCAUUCAAAAUCCAGCCUCAGUGAUGAUAAGACCCUUCAGUCGCUGUACCUGGAACCCCUACAACGCAUCUUGGAAGCACAGAAUGCUCAACUGACUGAUGGGGCUUGGCGCGGCGUCUUCGACCACGCCCCGGAACAGACGUUGCUCCUCGUCAUUGACCUAAAGACUUCAGGGAAAGAGACAUUUGCCGAGGUAGAUGCUCAACUGCAGCCAUUGAGAGAUCUCGACUACCUGACCUACUGGGAUGGUAAAGAGAGAAUCAUGAGGCCUUUGACAGUUGUGGCAAGUGGGAACGCACCUUUUAGCUCUGUGCUUGCCAUGAAUGCAACACACAGAGACAUCUUCUGGGACGCCAAGCUUGAGCAACUAGUAUCUAUCGAAGAUGACUUUACGACGGACCCCCCCAAGUACAAAUACAACGUCUCGAACUCAUAUUUGGCAUCGACCAGAUUCCGAAACGCCAUCCUAUUCAGAAACGCAAAUAAUUCUGAACUACACGGGGAGACGGCGUGGGAAAAGGACAGGACAUCAACGCAGAUUGAACAAGCAGAAUCCCGUGGUCUACUGGCCCGAUACUGGGAUACGCCUUCCGACCCCCCAAACGUUCGAGAGAUUGCGUGGAGAGUCUUGGUUGAUAACAAGAUUGGGCUCUUGAAUAUGGACGACUUGGGAAUUGUAAGAGCAAGGGCAAAGGGUUGGGGUGAGUUGCAGAAUGACUUACGUUGA